UUUACAGUCGGAAGGAGGCUCUCUGCACCAAUAUCCCAUACCACAUUUUUAUUUUAUUUCCGUUUCGUUCUCUCUGUGCCUCUGUACACAGGUGCCGCUAAACCGUUAAUGCAUGUACUCUAUUCCUCCUUUUCCCCCCUCCUUUGCACCGCCUGGUCGUCCCUCAGAUGGACAGAAUGAAUUUCCUCUCCUUCUUCCUCCUUUGCUUGACUUCAGUUGCCAAUAGCAACAAAGCCAAUAAGCACAAGCCAUGGAUCGAGACGGAGUACCAGGGCAUCGUCAUGGAGAACGACAACACGGUGCUGCUCAGCCCGCCGCUGUUCGCUCUGGACAAGGACGCACCGCUUCACUACGCUGGGGAGAUCUGCGGGUUCCGGGUGCACAACGGGCCCUCUGGGUCGGGCACGGUCCAGUUUGAGGCGGUGGUGCUGGACCGCUCCACCGGGGAGGGCCUGGUGCGCUCCAAGGAGCCCCUGGACUGUGAGAGCCAGAGGGAGCACAGCUUCACCAUCCAGGCCUACGACUGUGGGGAGGGCCCCGACGGAGCCAACAGCAAGAAGUCCCACAAGGCCACGGUGCACGUGCGCGUCAACGACGUCAACGAGUUCUCCCCCGUGUUCGUGGAGCGGCGCUACGAGGCCUCCGUGCCCGAGGGCCGCCUGUUCGACCGCAUCGUGCGCGUGGAGGCCCUGGACGCCGACUGCUCCCCGCAGUACAGCCAGAUCUGCUUCUACGACAUCAUCACCCCCAACGUGCCCUUCGCCAUCGACAACGACGGCAACAUCAAGAACACAGAGCCGUUGGACUCCAAGCGCCAGCGCGUUUACACCUUCUGGGUGACCGCCUUCGACUGCGGGAAGAACCGCGCGCAGGCCGACGCCCAGGUGGUCAUCACGGUGAAGCCGUCCUGCAAACCAGGCUGGAACGGAUGGACCAAGCGUGUGGAGUACACCCCCGGCUCCGGCAGCGUGCCCCUGUUCCCCAGCCUCCACCUGGAGACAUGCGAGGAGACGGUGUGGAACAUCCAGGCUACCGUAGAGCUGCAGACCGGCCACAUCGGGAAGGGCUGCGACAGAGACAGCUACUCAGACCGCUCCGUGCGCCGCCUCUGUGGUGCCGUCAGGGGUGAGGUGGACCUCCUUCCCCCCCCGUCCCCGGCCGCCAACUGGACCUCGUCCCUGCCCACCCUGCCCUCCUCCGACUCCUCCCUGGUCUUCUCUUUCAACGGCUCCGCCCACAUCGCCGCGGUGCCCAACUCGGUGGCGGCGGCCGUGUCCGGAGACCACUUCACCCUGCAGCUGUGGAUGCGGAGGGGCGGGGCCAACGUACAGCCCGCCUCCUCCGCCCCCACCCCCGGUCAGAGCAGGGGCAGCCACAAGGAGGAGGAGACCAUCAUCUGCAGCACCGUCAGGAACGAGGACUCCUUCUCCCACUACUCACUCUCCGUGCACGGCUGUCGCCUCUCUCUCUUCUACUGGCCCGACGUCUCUGCCACACGCCCCGUCAAGUUCCUGUGGAAACUGGAGCAGGUGUGUGACAGUGAGUGGCAUCACCUGUCUCUCAGCGUCCAGUUCCCUUCCGUCACUCUGUAUGUGGACGGUGUGACCUUUGACCCUGCACUCAUCCAUGACAACGGAGCCAUCCCUAACCCCGCCCCCCGCCAGAGGAUGGUCAUCGGGGCCUGCUGGGAGCCUGAGGAGAAGCAGAAGAUCUCCAACAACACCAUCCCAGAGGGGAAGGACUCGGGGAGGUAUGUGGGCGGUUACCGCGGCCUGUUGUCGGGGGUGACGGUGCGUCCGGGCAGCGUGGAACCCCACAGCGUGGUGGAGUGCCUGUAUGCCUGCCGGGAGGGGCUGGACUUUGGGGACCUGGAGACACUGGGCUCCGGCAUGAAGGUCCAUGUGAACCCCAGCCAGUCGGUGCUGGUGCUGGAGGGAGACGACAUCGAGAGCUUUAACCGCGCCGUGCAGCAGGUCACCUACAGAAACUCCCUGCGCUUCGCUACACCGGGAGUAAGGCCCCUCAAACUCACCACCUCCCUCAGGUGCUUCAGCGAGGAGAGCUGUCUGUCCCUGAAGCAGCUGGAGGGCUAUCUGGUGGUCCUGCAGCCGGACGCCCCCCAGAUCUCCCUGUCCGGGGUGGGGCCCCACCUGGCCCGCCCGCCCCCCGAGUUCGAGGGCCCCCGAGGCGUCCCUCUCUUCCCCGAGCUCAGGAUCGUGUGCUCCCUGUCCCACGCAGUCAACACCGCCGCCCAGGUGAUGGAGGGCGGAGCUCUGAUGUCCGAUGCUGUGGCCCACACUCUGGACGGCUGUGAGGUUCAGCCCUUGGGGGAGGAGCUGAACCCAGAGAGGGAAGAGCUGCUGGUGGACAUCGAUGUGCUGCGGGAGAGGGGCCUGGAGAUCAUUAAUACCACAGCCUACAUCGCCAUCACAGGCGCUGAGUCCAUCUCUGUGUACGAGGACGUCCUGCGCUCCGUCCGGUACCGGCUGGCCAAGGGCUCGGCCCGCUUCGAGAGGAGGUUCCGUCUGUCAUGCUCGGAGAUGAACGGACGCUACACCAGCAAUGAGCUGACGCUGGAGGUGAACUUCCUCCACUCUCUGGACAGCCUGUACCAUCCAUCACACCUGCUGGCCUCCCAGCAGCAGUUCCUCCAUCCGUCUCAGCACUCUGGGGAGCUGAGUGGGCACAGCAUGCCAAACCCACACCGCAACUCGGUGGUGCCAGGAGCUGCCACCGUCAUCAUCAUGGUAUGCGUGGGCUUCCUGGUCGUCAUGGUGAUACUUGGAGUGUUCCGAAUCCGCUCCAUCCAUCGCCGUAGCGAGGGGGAAAUAGGCGGAGCUAAGGAGGGCAGCAGCCAAUGGGACGACUCAGCCCUCACCAUUAUCGUCAACCCAAUGGAGUCCUUUGAGUCCCGUAUGGGCAUUGCAGCGGAUACAGAAGGGGAGGGCGAGGAGGAAGAGGAGGAGGAGGAGGAAGAGGAGGAGGCCACAGACUCCCCCGACGAUGCCGCCGGUGACGACCAGCGAAUCAUCGCCAAGAAAGACGGACGGGACGCCAACCCUCGUCGCUACUGAGCCCCCGCCCCCCGCCGCCCCGAUCUGGCGUUCUGUACCUCCCCACCAGUUCUCACAUGAACCACCACAAGCGGCCCAUCGCUGCCACACGCUCAACUCGGUUAAUAUUGACAACGGCUGUCACCUCAUGUUUAAGGAAUGUAUGCUUAUAAACACUACGCACAACACAACUCUGUAGAACUCUAUCCAGACCACACAAAUCGCUAUGUGUGAACUAUUGCAAACGGGGCAGAUGUUCACCACUUAAAUGUUUUAUGGCACAAUGUAUACAAAGUAAAUGUUAUUUACCUGCCUGACCAAAACCCACAGAUAUUGUACGUGGCGCACCAGUUCUACAUCACCAGAUGGUAUUGUGUCUGUAUAGUGUAAUACAGGUUGAAUGAAACUAUUUUGUUUUUAAAGAAAAAAGAUUGUAUAUGUUUUAGUAUUCACACAGAAGGAAUAUCCCUAGAAGAUUAAUAUUGAGGCAAUUCUUAAAUAACUAAAAAAGGACACUCGCCUUUGAAUAUAAUUUGAAUUCUCUGCACUUGCAUAUCAUGACU
This is a messenger RNA of Gadus chalcogrammus (walleye pollock), 3616 nucleotides long. It is a transcript of the gene clstn3, whose product is annotated as calsyntenin 3. Gene Ontology annotation, biological process: positive regulation of synaptic transmission; homophilic cell-cell adhesion; positive regulation of synapse assembly. NCBI's taxonomy places the organism in Eukaryota, Metazoa, Chordata, Actinopteri, Gadiformes, Gadidae. Bases 168 to 3074 code for a protein of 968 amino acids. Gene Ontology annotation, molecular function: calcium ion binding; amyloid-beta binding; kinesin binding. The transcript has 18 exons. Gene Ontology annotation, cellular component: cell surface; postsynaptic membrane. The record is from RefSeq and is a predicted model, not a curated record.